CUUCUCAGAAAUCCAGGCAACGAUGCCCAUAUAAAGGUAGUCUAGUUUUCAGCUUCGCACGGACUGUUUAAAUAUCAAUUUCGGUAUCAGUAUAAUUUAUAAAAUCUUAAGCGCAGAUGUGGAUGUUUCAUAGUUAGUAUGACCUGCUGUUUAUGUGAGGUAGAGGGUGAGAUAUUUAUUGUCACAGAAAUGCGCUCACGUUUGUGCUCAGCAGUUUGGCAAUAACAUGUCGUCCACUGAGGCUGCCAGGGAGUUCCAAGCCAAAGAGCGCAAAUUCAGAAAUCAGCUGAAGAAGCGAUUGGCAAAUGCACUGUCAGGAGAUCUGAACAGGCUGCUGCAUGAGGAGCAGGAGACUGACGUCACCCUGUGUGUGGGUUCUGCUGUUCGGCUUAAGGCCCACAGAGCAGUGCUGCUGGCCCGAGCUCCUCACCUCCUGCAGGGAACCGGGCCAACUACACCUGUCAUCCAACUGCAGGGGAUUGAACCUGCAGCACUCAAAGAGUUUAUGCAGAAAGUGUACACUGAAGACAAGUGCCUGGGGAAGGAGAAUAGCACCUUAAAUACACACAAUGGCCACCCACCGGUAGUGAAUGGUACCUCUGAAGACAGCCAAUAUAUCAAAUCUAAGGUCAGCUCUGACCGAGGUUCAGAGCAUUUAGAGCCAGCCACAGGGCUUGGGGCAGAUCUUUUGACUCUUUUUCAGAGGGGUGAUAUGUCUGACAUCAGCAUCCAGGUGGCAGAUAGAGUCUUUUCAGCACACAGGGCCAUUCUGUGUGCACGCUCGCAGUAUUUCCGAGCAAUGUUGUGUGGCAGUUGGAUGGAGAGUUUGCGUCAUUGUAUCACUCUGCAGGGUCUGGGUCCAGAUGAGAUGGAGAUUCUGCUUUAUUUCAUGUAUGGUGCCAUCAUAGACCUUCCUCCAGGAACCAAUGUCAGUCAGGUUGUGUUAGCAGCAGACAUGCUGGGCCUGGAGGGGCUGAAAGACGUGGCUGAGAUGGUCCUAACCCGGGACUACUGCUGCUUUUUCCCAAAGCCUGUUGAUGGAGUUCAGAGAUCCAUACUGGAGUGCCUUGCCAUUACCCACUCAAUAGGCCUGCAUGAUCUCUACCACUCUUGUGUGAGAUGGGUCGCUGAGCAUUUCGUGAAGUGCUGGUCAGAAAGGAAUUUUGCCCUGCUCCCUCCAGAACUACAAAGAGAGUGCCUCAAAACUGUCACCAAAAACAUGACGGUGCAGAGUGUGAUAUCUGUGCUGUGUGGCAGCGAGCAGCUGAUUGGCAGCCUCCCGGAGGUGAAAUGGGCAAAGCAGGUGCUCAGUCUGGCCAAUGAACUGCAAGAAGAAUGUCUGCAGAUGAUUGUCACACACCUGCCCCAGGUCACGCAUACCGCUGCCUUCCACAACCUCAGAAAGAGAGAAGAGUUCACACGUGACCCCACUCUACUGAGGAAGGUGUGUGGAGCCGUGCGAGAGUGUAUAACUGUGGAGAACUGCUGUGACCUCUUCACUGCCAUGGAUCAGCUGAGUGGUGACCCAACAGAUGUAGACAGUCUGUCUGAUGACAAAGCCAAUCAAGACGAAGUGGAGCCAUUCAGGCGUGAGCUGUGUCUGUUGCGCACGAGGCUCUGGACCUUCCUGCUUCAGUCCUUCUUUGCAGUGCGACACACACAAGGAUGGGACACGCUACAACCCAGAUUUCGGGAAAAAAUACUUGCAGCUGCUCUUGAUAAAGGCGACUGCAAAAGACUUGGAAAAAAACCUGUGCUCACUAGCUCUCAGAAGCCUGCAAAAUGCCUCUCAGGCUUUUCAUCUCCAUGUGAUAGUCCUACUCACUGUCCCAUUAAGGUAUCACAGGGUCCACGUGCUUCCCCUGCAAGACUUGUAGCUGCAGCAUCAGGCACCAUGAAGUCUGAUGCUCUGGGGCCAACAGCUCACACGGCUCCUGGUGGAAAAACAACAGCUAGUAAAAAUGUUUCACUACAAAGCAAGAAUGAUAAAGUUAAGUUAACUCAUACAUCCGCUAAAACCAAGACUGCAUCCCCUGUUAAACCAGUGUUGAAUGGCACUGGUGGUUCAGGCACUCAGAGAGAGAAUUCCACCACUUUAGGUGCCCGUGGAUCGUCCACAGGGAAGGUAGUGCUGGACAGGAAGCCCAACCCUGGAGCAAGGCCAAAGUCUUCCCCUGCUGAUCUUGUGGGUGGCCAGGCUAAAGCAGGAAAAGUCCAGAAAAGGACAACAUCAGGGAAAGAUUUGCCUCAGGAAUCAGCCACUGACAGCACCAGCAAUGCCCAACAUGUCCAGAAUACCCCCUCCAACUCUGGCAGCACCUCACCAGACAACAGCACUGGGAGUCCUCGUGACAAUGGCCACAGUACAACCACAGGUCUCAGGUCUAAACUUCAAGCCAAGGCAACAACAAAAUCUUCUCUGACCAAACCUGCACAGAAACCAGACAUUGACACAUCUAGCAGCCCCACAAAUAAAGCAAACAAGGCUAAACCCACCACAGCCAAACAAGCAGGACCUGGAAUUCCUGCAACUCGCUCAGAUCCAAAGAGCAGGGCCACAGUCUCAGGGCUUGCAGAGAACAAUGCUUCAUCCAGACCUGGAUCAGCCCUUAGCUCUAGAAAGCCUGCCUCCCCCAGAAAAGAAGUAGAGAAAGAUAUGUCUAAACCUUCAACCACUAAGAAAACGACAAAAGCCAUCCGUGAGUCGCCCAGCAUCAAAGCUCCCACGUCUUCCUCCAAGCAGUCGCUCACCACCACAAACAAAGCAGGACCCAAACAGAAAGCCUCAGAAAUAUCUGCAACAAAAUCAUCUCCAAAAUCAGUGGGAACAUUCAAAAACUCAACUUCUGCUGUCUAUAAAAAGCCAGUGGCUGCUGUGAAAGAUUUGGUAUCUAGCCCUAAACACUCGGAAUCUAAAAAAGUAUCUCAGCAGUCAAAUCCAACUUCUACUAAAGGUAAGGCAAAAGGCCCAGAAAUGACUUCAUCUUGUGUGGAGAGUUCCACAGCUCCUUUAUCUCUAGAGCAGAAUUCACUACUCAGCCCAGCCGUACUACAGCCAGAAGCAGUGCAGGAAUCAGUCCCCCAAGCUACAACAACAACUUCCACGAAGGGUCAUGAUUUGGAGAAAAGCAGUAAUCCACUGAGUAAACUAAGCACUACAGAGGAGAUGAUUAAGUCAGUGACCCCAGAAACACAAAACUAUGUGAACUCUGUAAAAACAGAUACUUCUGGACAAUGUGAGGUGAGUGAAAGUAAAUUUGUGUCCAGCCAUGCCAUUCCUCCCCAUCUCUCUAGACCAGAACAGGGCCUCAAUUCCAACUCUUCAAAGGAUUCCGACCUCCCUCCCGAUACACCUUGCAAUCUAGGUAGCAUUGAGACGCCCCUAGAGGACUCGUGGAAUGGGCUUCAUCCUCAGGUUAGCCCUGAGUCAGAGUCUGUCAGUGCCACCACCUCUUCUGAUGACAUAAAGCCACGGUCAGAGGAUUAUGAUGCUGGUGGCUCGCAGGAUGAUGACUGCUACUCUCAUGAGCGUGGCGUUUCUAAGUGCGGGACAAUGCGCUGCUCAGACUUCCUGGGUCGGAGCAGCAGUGACACCAGCACACCAGAGGAGCUCAAGAUGUACGAGAGCGGCACUGGACUACAUGUGGAGGUGCGGCUUAGAGGACGAGAGGUAGAAACUACAAGUGAAGAAGAGGGGGGGCGUCAGAGACCACGAUCAUGGAUUAGAAAGGAUGAGGUGCCAGUGGAGGAGGAACCCUGCGAAAUGGAUACCACAGCAACAAAUAUGAAGAGUGCACAGGACCACCGGCUUUUCUCCUCCUCCUCUGAGGAGGAGGAAACUGAAGAUGAAACAUCUGAAGUUGAGGUACUGCCAAGAGGAAUGGCUCCCCCAGUAGAACCAUCUUCACAGUUUCAAGGUAUUGUUAACCUGGCAUUCGAAGAUGCUGUGGACCAAGAGAAUGAGCAGCUAGAGUACCAGUCAGCUUCUAACUUCCGCCGUUCUAUUUUGCUCUCUGUGGAUGAGUGUGAAGAGCUUGGAUGUGAAGAAGGAGGUGCCCAGACUCCACCACACCAGUCAGGUGAUUCCUUGACACAUGGUGACGUUUUUGACAGUGAACCACACAACUCCCAGACCGACUACAGCUCCCAACAUUUAACAAGCACAGUGAGCGGCAGCCAUAUCUCUAACCACCAGGAAAAUGCACAGGAUCCCAAACCUGCGGUAUUCCUGACAAAAGUCCGGGAAUCUCCACAGGAAAAUUGUGCGCAUAAUCAGUCAGAUGCCCCCGUGCAAGACAGAGACAUCAGUGAACUACCUGCUCAGGAGCGUCCCAGUCACCUUGACCUGCGGCUGGCAGAGCAAUAUGACAGUCUGCAAGCCAAGCAUAUAGACAGCAAAAAAGCUGACUUACGGCUAGACUUAACUGAGCCGCAGCUGACUGCGUGCUCCCUUGCACACUCUCCAGCAGGGGACAUUGAUGGUUGUGACACAUUGGAUCAAACCUGUACACAUGACAGACGGCCGUCUAAAGCCCUAUCCCCCAUUUUUGAGAUGGACGUGGGAGAAGCCCUUGAGCAAAGCUUGGACACGGACAGGAGCAAUGACCAAAAGCAGGAGAAGUCACACUGGAAUAGCAAAGCUAUAGAGACAGAGGGAGUUAAAGAGGAAGUGGAGAACGAUGACAGUAAGUUUGCAGAAAGAGACUGGGUCCUGCUUCGACAGCUAAUGUCUGACCAAGAGUCAAAUCUGGGCAUCAUAAACUCUGUUCCAGAGGAUUUAAACCUUGCACAGUACCUGAUCAAGCAGACGCUGUCCCUGUCUCGAGACUGCUUGAAUGAACAGGAUUACCUUUAUCAUGAGAAGGACACAUUUAAGCGCUGGGCUGAGCUUAUUUCUCCACUGGAGGACUCCACCACCAGCAUCACUGUGACUAGCUUCUCUCCCGAGGAUGCUGCUUCUCCACAGGGGGAGUGGACCAUUGUGGAACUGGAAACACAUCACUGACAGAGGCAGUAAUGCAGGGUCUCCUGGUCUGGAUUACAGACUGGACUCUGGAUUACUGUAUCCUUUCCUCCUUUCUGUGCUUAUUUGUUUUGGGAAAAAGACAAUUCAUUUGCAGCUUAACCUUUGUUGGCUUACGUAGAAGUCAUUUUGUACUCAUCAUAAAGGUACUAUAUGAAGGACUAACCUCAGUGCAGUUGUUUUGCAUGUGGGCAAUUUUCUAAGUUAUUGUUUACUUGAUUGUUGUUGCUUGAAUCUUUGUAGGAUACCAAAAAUGCAUUUUUCUUGUUGCUCUUUGUGUCUUUGAAUGAUGAAACUUAUAAAAUGUUUUGAACAAAGUGUAAAGAGUAUGUACAUGUUUCUGGUUUACAUUCAUUGUUGUAUUUAAAACAAUAAAACCUGUGUUGUAUGAA
Messenger RNA from Myxocyprinus asiaticus (Chinese sucker), 5415 nucleotides. RefSeq names its product BTB domain containing 8 (gene btbd8). Gene Ontology annotation, molecular function: protein binding. The coding region runs from base 227 to 5005 and encodes 1592 amino acids. The record is from RefSeq and is a predicted model, not a curated record. Lineage: Eukaryota; Metazoa; Chordata; Actinopteri; Cypriniformes; Catostomidae. The transcript is spliced from 19 exons.